AUGCCAUACGUAAAGGAAGUGGAGUCGUUUAUAGAGCGUCUGGCCAAUUUACUAAGCACAUAUCCAACCACACGGCUCAGUAUCACCUACAGCAAUGUGUCGAAGAAACAUCGCACCACCACAAGAAGCCUGAGUGCUACGCACCGAGUCACCUUCAAAUGCUUUGAGCCCGCCAGUGGGAAAUGUCUCAAGUUCCGUACGUCCAAGGUCAAGGAGUUCAGUCGGUUGAUGACGUUUGUUGGGCCUCGUGGAGUUAACCAUGACACAGUGAACGGUCUAGGAUUGGCUCUGGUUAUGGCCAACGCAAGAUUUGAGGGAACUCCUGUGGAAGUAAAAGAAUCGACUCCAGUAGUGUUGCCGGAACCAUCUGGUGUUUCAAAGACCAAGAAGAAGAAGAAGGGAAGAAAAUGA
This is a messenger RNA of Lizanozyma spartinae, 411 nucleotides long. Its product is annotated as signal recognition particle subunit. Bases 1 to 411 code for a protein of 136 amino acids. The record is from RefSeq and is a predicted model, not a curated record. Lineage: Eukaryota; Fungi; Ascomycota; Pichiomycetes; Serinales; Debaryomycetaceae. The transcript has a single exon.